AGCCUUAGCAACUUACAAUCCGAAGCACCCACGGGAACGGGGCAACGCGUUACAGAGCGGUUCAAAGCCGAAAGAGAACUUCCGUGACUGCGAAAGGGGGGCGCUAGAUAAUUUUGUCUCUCUCACUCCCCCCGUUUCAGGGUGGUUCCUCCGGGUGGCACCAGUCGCUGCUGGAAGAGGCGGGACCGGGUCUUCCUGAGGCUGCCCCCGGCUCCGGCGUCCCUGCUGCUGCUGUUGCUGCCGCCGCCACCGUCGACGUAAAUCCCGGCCCCUUCAAGCCUAGUCUCGCCCGGCCCCGGGUUUCCCCUCAGACAAGUCUCAUGGCGUACAGCCAGGGAGGCGGCAAGAAGAAAGUCUGUUACUACUAUGACGGUGAUAUUGGGAACUAUUAUUAUGGACAGGGGCACCCAAUGAAGCCUCACAGGAUUCGCAUGACACACAACUUGUUGCUAAAUUAUGGCUUGUACAGAAAAAUGGAAAUUUAUCGGCCCCACAAAGCUACAGCAGAAGAAAUGACGAAAUACCACAGUGAUGAGUACAUAAAAUUUCUUCGCUCAAUUAGACCCGACAAUAUGUCUGAAUAUAGUAAACAAAUGCAAAGAUUUAACGUGGGGGAAGACUGUCCUGUGUUUGAUGGGCUGUUUGAAUUCUGUCAGCUGUCAACAGGAGGCUCUGUGGCUGGAGCAGUAAAAUUAAACAGACAACAAACAGACAUGGCCGUUAAUUGGGCUGGAGGACUUCAUCAUGCUAAGAAGUCAGAAGCAUCAGGUUUCUGCUAUGUCAAUGAUAUUGUGCUUGCCAUUCUGGAAUUACUAAAAUACCACCAAAGAGUAUUGUACAUUGAUAUUGAUAUCCAUCACGGUGAUGGCGUUGAAGAAGCAUUUUACACAACUGAUCGUGUAAUGACAGUAUCAUUCCAUAAAUAUGGUGAAUAUUUCCCUGGCACAGGCGAUUUGAGAGACAUAGGUGCUGGAAAAGGCAAAUACUAUGCUGUCAACUUUCCAAUGAGAGAUGGAAUAGAUGAUGAGUCAUAUGGUCAGAUAUUUAAGCCAAUUAUUUCCAAAGUCAUGGAGAUGUACCAACCUAGUGCUGUGGUGUUGCAGUGUGGGGCAGAUUCACUGUCUGGUGACAGGCUGGGAUGUUUUAACCUUACCGUCAAAGGACAUGCUAAAUGUGUAGAAGUUGUGAAGACUUUCAACUUGCCUCUUCUGAUGCUUGGAGGAGGUGGAUAUACCAUACGGAACGUUGCUCGAUGUUGGACCUAUGAGACUGCUGUUGCCUUAGAUUGCGAAAUCCCUAAUGAAUUGCCAUACAAUGACUACUUUGAGUAUUUUGGACCAGAUUUCAAGCUGCAUAUUAGCCCUUCAAAUAUGACAAACCAGAACACCCCAGAAUAUAUGGAGAAGAUUAAACAGCGUUUGUUUGAGAACUUGCGCAUGUUGCCCCAUGCCCCAGGUGUACAGAUGCAGGCUAUUCCUGAAGAUGCUGUUCAUGAAGACAGUGGUGAUGAAGAUGGUGAAGAUCCAGACAAACGUAUUUCUAUUCGUGCAUCAGAUAAGCGAAUAGCCUGUGAUGAAGAAUUUUCUGAUUCUGAAGAUGAAGGGGAAGGUGGACGCAGAAAUGUUGCAGAUCAUAAGAAAGGAGCAAAGAAAGCCCGACUAGAAGAAGACAAAAAAGAAACAGAAGAUAAAAAAGCAGACAUUAAAGAGGAAGAUAAAUCCAAGGAUAGCAGUGGUGAGAAAGCAGAUACCAAAGGCACAAAGUCAGAACAGCUCAACAAUCCUUGAAUGUAGAGACUCACAUCAAUUAAAGGACACAAUACAAAAGUGGGGGGGAAAGUUAAAAGGAACUUUUCAUAUGAGAAGAGACUCUUGAUUUUCAUUUUGUACUAUUUGGCAUGGAGCGUAUUUAUUUUCAAACAACUGUGUUUUUGUUUUUGGCAAGUUGUAUUGUGAGUUUUCUAAUUAUGAUGCAAAAUUUUGUUCCUUCCGCCAGGCUUUAAGUAAUAGUAUUCAAAAUGGAUGUGCUAUUAUGUUAGACGUCUAAAUGAUCUAUUAAAAUUUGCCUUUUCCUGAACUGAUUUUACCCCUUUUUGUAAUUAUAUCUUUAUUAAAAAAAAUGUACUC
Podarcis muralis (Common wall lizard) is the source of this 2126-nucleotide messenger RNA. It is a transcript of the gene HDAC2, whose product is annotated as histone deacetylase 2. Gene Ontology annotation, biological process: heterochromatin formation. Gene Ontology annotation, cellular component: NuRD complex. The record is from RefSeq and is a predicted model, not a curated record. Gene Ontology annotation, molecular function: histone deacetylase activity. NCBI's taxonomy places the organism in Eukaryota, Metazoa, Chordata, Lepidosauria, Squamata, Lacertidae.